UUCAGCUUCCCACGAGUUCGGAAGAAGACAGCAGCAGAGCAGAGCAACACCGCUGAAAUCUCAGUGGCCCCAUUUUAACUCACUCUUUCUUCUCUUGUUGCUGCCGCCGCUCACCGGCCUGCCAGCCCUCCCAUCUCUCUGCUCUUCGUCCUUAAGAUGGAGAUCGGGAAACAUGAUGAUGGAGAUGAUAAAACAAAAAAUGGAAAAUCUAAUAUUUGCCAGGAAUGUGGCGCUGAGUUCAGAAAGCCUGCUUACUUGAAGCAACAUAUGCAAAGCCAUUCGCUCGAGAGGCCAUAUGUUUGUUCCGUAGAUGGUUGUGAAGCCAGUUAUAGGAGAAAGGAUCAUCUGACCCGUCACCUUCUCCACCAUCAAGGAAUUAUAUUCAAAUGUCCGAUUGAGAGCUGUUGCCGUGAAUUUUCAUAUAUAUCAUGUGUGAAUAGACACUUGAAAGAAUGCCAUGAAGAUGAAGCUUCUUCUGAAGAAUGUCAGAAGCAGUUUGUGUGUCCCGAAGAUGGAUGUGGAAAGGUAUUCAGAUAUGCGUCACAACUGCAAAAGCAUGAGGAUUCGCAUGUCAAGCUAGACUCGAUAGAGGCAUAUUGUACUGAACCCGGUUGCAUGAAAACAUUUACCAACAAGCAAUGCCUAAGGGCUCAUAUGCAGUCCUGCCACCAAUAUGUCAAAUGUGAAAUUUGUGGGGAAAAAAAAUUAAGAAAGAACUUGAAGCAACAUCUACGACAAAAGCAUGAAAGUGAAGGUCCACUGGAGGCAAUUCCAUGUACGUUUGAGGGCUGUAGCAAGGUUUUUUCAACAGCUUCAAAUCUCCAGCAACACAUGAAGGUGGUGCAUCUGGGACAAAAGCCGUUUGCAUGUUGUUUCCCUGGUUGUGGGAUGAGAUUUGGGUACAAGCAUGUGAGAGACAACCAUGAGAAAAGUGGCCAGCAUGUUUACACUAAUGGGGAUUUUGAAGAAGCUGAUGAACAAUUCCGCUCAAAGCCAAGGGGAGGGAGGAAAAGAAUCUGCCCAACUGUUGAAAUGCUCAUAAGGAAGAGGGUUACCCCCCCAAGUGAGUUGGAUUUCAUGAUGGAUUUCAUGAUGGAUGAAGAAUAAUGUUAAACCAAUGUAUAGAAAUCUGUAACUAGUAAUAUAAGCCCACCCCGUACCACCAGCAAAAUGAGUUAUAUAUAUACUUUUUGUGCUUAUUGGCAGUAAAAUAUGGAAGUUCUUGGUCGUAUUCCUGUUGAAGUUCUACAUUUUUGUUGGUUCCUCUGAACCUUUUUUGCUUGGCUUGGCAUCAUCGAUUCAUACAAUCAAA
Messenger RNA from Benincasa hispida (wax gourd), 1312 nucleotides. RefSeq names its product transcription factor IIIA-like. The record is from RefSeq and is a predicted model, not a curated record. Gene Ontology annotation, cellular component: nucleolus; nucleus. Gene Ontology annotation, biological process: regulation of transcription by RNA polymerase II. NCBI's taxonomy places the organism in Eukaryota, Viridiplantae, Streptophyta, Magnoliopsida, Cucurbitales, Cucurbitaceae. Gene Ontology annotation, molecular function: 5S rDNA binding; DNA-binding transcription factor activity.